Molecule: messenger RNA, 1633 nt
Organism: Dimorphilus gyrociliatus
Lineage: Eukaryota; Metazoa; Annelida; Polychaeta; Dinophilidae
Source: the annotation of a GenBank genome assembly
AGAUAUUUGUUGUUUUUUAGCAGACAACAUUUUUGUAGAUUUAUUGCCUGCAAAAAUUCAUGUAAUGGCAAGAGUUCUUAACGUUGGAAUUGGAGUAUUUAUCCUGGCUUUUAUAUGGGCUAUAGCCCUAAUAGCAUUUGUCUUGGUAGCUAGAUCAAGAUCCAGCGCAAAAAGUAUUGGUAUAGGAAUGAUAUUUCUGGCUAUAGUUAUUACAAUUAUAUUACUACUUAUACCUCGAGGGAAAGUGACAGAAGAUUCCAAUGUUGUUUACGAUGAAUUUUCCGGUCCAAGGAUAGCAAGUUUAGUUCUUGGAUCAAUAUUCAUUUUACUGGGACCAAUAGCGUGGUUCCUAUUUUAUGGUCUCCUCCCGCUGCGGGCAAUAAACCUUCGAAAGUUGAAAACGAUGAUAUUAACAUUUUUUGGAAUUAUUCUUUUUCCUAUCGAAUUUGAAAGCAUAAUAAAAGAUUUUAGCGAAGAUGAGAAAAAAAUGUUUCGGUCAAAUAAAGAUUAUGAUCCACAUAGAAUUAUGAUAAAAGCACUGAACAAAAUCGACACUUUAAUGAUUUUUAGAAUAAUUUACAUCGAUACUUUCAAGAGAAUCUUCCGAAAAGAAUUAGAAAUGGAAAAGUUAAUAAAAAAUGACCCUAGUAUUGUAGAAAAUCCGGUUAAGAAUCCUGUUUUUUUGAUUGGUUUACCUAGAACUGGAACUACUUUAUUACAUAAUCUUCUCCAUCUGGAUCCUAGAUUGAAAAUACCUUUGAAUUACGAGUUAAUGUUCUUCUCCAUGUAUGCAGGAGGAGCAAAGGAAGAUGAUCCACUGUUUCAUAAACAUACAGAGGAUAUUAAAAUGUUUACCAACUGCCUGGCUCCAUCUUUCACUCAAGUACACGACUAUUCCGCUGGAGAACCCGAAGAAUGCCACACACUUUUUGAACAAGCUGGAAUUUCCUUUGAAAUAUUUAGCAUUUAUCCUGACAAUGCUGUUUACGAGUACAACAAAUAUAUGAUAGAAGUUAUCGAGUCUUUAGAACUUCAGAAACAGCUCUACAAUAGAUAUGAGAAGCUUGUACAAGUUUACCUUAGGUAUGUCAAAGACCAAAAUGUGCGGUACGUUGCAAAGAGUAGAUUACACAACUUCUAUCUAGAAGCUUUAAUUGAGAAAUUUCCUGAUGCUAAAUUUGUGGUAACUCACCGAAGUAUGCAAAAUGUUGUUCCAUCAUGGUCCACGCUAUAUGAUGUUGUUAAUAGAGAGGAUUGGAGACUCGACUUUACCUCCUAUGAAAUCGCUAGAAAGUGCAUGUAUCAUCUUAAGCAUCUUAGCGGAAAGGCCAUAGAAAAUAGGAAAAAGCUAGAAGAAAGAGGCUUUGGUGAUAGAUUCACAGAUAUAUCUUACACAGAUCUUGUGAAAGAUCCAAUAAAUGAAAUGAAGAAAGUCUACAAACAAAUCAACUUAGAAUGGACUGACGAGUGUGAAAGCAGAAUAAAAAAUUACAUGAGUUUAUCAAAACAAAAAAGAAAGAAAGUAGGAGUUAAAAAAUAUACUUUAUCUCAGUUCAAGUUGAGUCCGCAACAAAUUGAUAACGAAUUUAGGCAUUAUACCGACUUCUUGGAGGAAAGGAAUAUUAAAGUAUAA